Messenger RNA from Pecten maximus, 1308 nucleotides. RefSeq lists its product as uncharacterized. The record is from RefSeq and is a predicted model, not a curated record. The transcript has a single exon. The coding region runs from base 1 to 1308 and encodes 435 amino acids. NCBI's taxonomy places the organism in Eukaryota, Metazoa, Mollusca, Bivalvia, Pectinida, Pectinidae.
AUGAGCAAAUACAGCCCUCUCAAAGGAUCCAGCUAUAUCCCCCUACCAAUCAAGCUGAGGUCUAAACAUGCUAUUAUCAACGUUCAAAAUAAGGAUAAGAAAUGUUUUAUGUGGUCUGUGUUAGCAGGAUUACACCCGGUGAAAAAUCAUCCAGAGCGGUUGACCAAAUACACCGAUCAUCAAGAUGAACUCGAUUUCACGGAUAUUGCCUUUCCUGUAAAAAUCACAGACAUACAAAAGUUUGAAAUCAGAAACAAAAUAUCCAUCAACGUGCUUGGAUAUGAAAAGGGAGUUUUAUUUCCAAAACACAUCACACAAAAGAGGUAUGACCAGCAUGUAGACUUGAUAUUUUUAACAGAUGGUCGAAAGUCUCACUAUUGCUGGAUCAAGGACUUAAAUCGUUUGUUAAACGAUCAAAAGAGCGACAGUCAUCGUCAUUUCUUCUGUAUGUACUGUUUACAGGGAUUCACAAAAGAAAGGAUUCUAUCCGACCACAUAACUUACUGCAAGGGGCAUGGUGCACAGAGAGUAAAACUUCCAGAGGAAAAAGAUAAAUGGCUGUUUUAUAAAGAUGUCCGAAAGCAGCUUAAAGUUCCAUAUAUCAUCUAUGCUGAUUUUGAAGCUUUCCAGGUUCCGAUACAAGGGUGUACCAAUGAUCCAAACAGGUCGCACACUGAGAAAAUUACUGAGCAUGUCCCUUCUAGUUUUGCCUACAAAGUAGUUGGUCUCACACCUGAGACUUCCAAGAACCCUGUAGUCUAUAGAGGACCAGAUGUGACUGAACACUUUGUGGACUGUAUGCUUAAGGAGCAAGAGGAAAUAGAACAAAAGCUGAAACACGUAGAACCGAUGAUCAUGACGGGUAGUGAUUGGCAAUCAUUUAAAACGGCAGUAGACUGUCAUAUUUGUGGGAAGGAGUUAGGGGACGACAGAGUGCGGGAUCAUUGUCACGUGACGGGUACAUUCACUGGACCAGCUCACAACGAUUGUAAUAUUAAUUACAAAUAUACGGGACGAAUCCCCGUCGUCUUUCACAAUCUUAGAGGUUAUGAUUCACAUCUUAUCAUGCAGGCCAUUGGAAAUGUACAGAAGGAGAUCAAAUGUAUUCCAAAUAAUAUGGAAAAGUACAUAUCUUUCUCCAUGGGAUGUAUGGAUUUUAUUGACAGCUUCCAGUUUAUGGGAACAUCACUGGAGAAGCUCAUAGGAAAUUUGGCAAAGGAAGGAAUGGACAGAUUUAAGAACAUGGAACAUCAUUUCGGUAAUGAACGGCUCGGACUUCAAAGUCAUCAGAAUAUAUUACAUAUUUAG